GCAGAUGUCAUUUUACGCACGUCUGAUAACGUGGAUUUUCGCGUCUACAAACUGAUCUUGUCGCUCGCCUCCCCAUUUUUCUCUGAUAUGUUCACACUGCCCCAAGCAAUGGAUGCGAACGUUGGGCAGCCGGUACCACCUGUCAUCAACAUGGCGGAAGAUAGCGCCACCAUAGACUGUCUUCUC
This is a messenger RNA of Punctularia strigosozonata HHB-11173 SS5, 186 nucleotides long. RefSeq lists its product as uncharacterized. The annotation marks the transcript as partial. The transcript has a single exon. Gene Ontology annotation, molecular function: protein binding. The record is from RefSeq and is a predicted model, not a curated record. NCBI's taxonomy places the organism in Eukaryota, Fungi, Basidiomycota, Agaricomycetes, Corticiales, Punctulariaceae.